GUGCGGUUCGUUUGGUCAGUCACAAGUCGAGCGUUGAGCUGGAAACAUUCGAAGAGUCUUUUUGAGUUUUGAAACCUUUUUUUUUUGUUUUUGAGCAGUCAGUUGGUGGUAUCCUGUCCUGGGUCAGUCGAUUCCUGUGGUGCUAAGAGAAGAAGAACUUCAACAAGCGAGGAACUUUAUUCGGAGAAGUUAAAAGUCGAAUUCCUGAAUUUGUUACCAUUUCUUGACGAUUUUACCAUCGUCGUCGUCGUUUACUGCCGUGUGUGAUAUAAUACAAGUAUAUAAACGGAAUUUCUGCAGAGAAAAACCAAAGAGCCUCAAAGGAAAUUCAAAAAGAAGGCAUCAACCGAGGUGCUGUGUGUUGUGAAAAUCUGCGCAAAAGCAUUAAGGUGUUGGGUUGGAAGAAGAGAAAAACCAGCGCGCCAUCGGUGUAGACGAGUGAAGAAAACCGUAUAAUUGAUAGGCUUGGAACUCGGACGUGGACACGGACCAACAGGUACACAGCGCGGAUAAUACCUCCUGUCCUAUCGACCGUUGCAAUCUCGUGGUGCGACUGAACAACAAAACACAAACAACAACCGAUAAAGGGAGUGGAGAGAAACGAUGACGUCGGUUAUGCGGAUUGAGGAUGCUGAGGUGGCCGCCGCCAACCAGGAGCAGUACCUGCGCGGUCUGACCAAAACAUUCACCGGAAUCGAGAAACCGCUGAAGGACGCCCCCCAGUGUGGCACGUUGACGGAACUGAUUGCCGAGCUGCACAGGGUGUUCGCCGAAGAUCGGGUCAACAUCGAGUACGUGAACCAUCUGAUGAUGAGCUACAAGAGCAACGCGGCCGAGUGGCGAAAGUUUGCCAAGUUCGAUCGUUACAGGUACACUCGCAACCUGGUCGAUGCCGGCAACGGCAAGUUCAACCUGAUGCUCCUGUGCUGGAAUGAAGGGCACGCCUCCGCGAUCCACGACCACGCCGACUCGCACUGCUUCAUGAAGAUGCUCAAGGGCGAACUGACGGAGGUGCGUUACGCGUGGCCCAAGGACGCCACCGUCAACGAGGACGCCGCGGCCAACAUCGGCCAGGAUCCGGAGGACCAGGAGUACAGCGGGGACGAGCUGGAGGAACUGUCGCGGACGACGCUCGCCACGAACGGCGUGUGCUACAUCAACGACACGCUCGGCCUGCACCGGGUCGAGAAUCCGAGCCACUCGGAUGUGGCCGUGUCGCUGCAUCUGUACUGUCCCCCGUUCGAUACGUGCUCGGUCUUCAACAAGCAAACUGGCAAACGCACCAAGUGCAAGGUCACCUUCUGGAGCAAGUACGGCAAGCGGGAGGAGCAGACCGAGUAAACGAAACCCAGAACUGACGAAAGGUCCACCAAGCCUGGGGCUUUCACAAGAGAACAGAAGAGUGAGAUUUCUACAAGACGCGGUCAUUUCCAGACAAAAAAAAGAUGCACCCAUUUUAUUAUUACCAAUUCCUUAGAAAGUAAGUUCGGAUAGUUGUGUGAGCUGUUACGACGACGACGUAACUGGGUGAAAAGGAUAUUUUAGCAGCGAAAGCGAGCAUAUCUAUUCGAUUGGAUAGCUAAAACUAAAGUGUCGUUAUAUUUUUCUAUGUUGCAUUUAGAAAUUAUGCAUGUUUUUGAGAUAAAUUUUGGAAUAAAGAUAUUUAAAAUUUCUAA
This is a messenger RNA of Culex quinquefasciatus (southern house mosquito), 1676 nucleotides long. RefSeq names its product cysteine dioxygenase 1. The transcript has 4 exons. NCBI's taxonomy places the organism in Eukaryota, Metazoa, Arthropoda, Insecta, Diptera, Culicidae. Gene Ontology annotation, biological process: L-cysteine catabolic process. Gene Ontology annotation, molecular function: ferrous iron binding; cysteine dioxygenase activity. The record is from RefSeq and is a predicted model, not a curated record. Bases 604 to 1341 code for a protein of 245 amino acids.